This is a messenger RNA of Drechmeria coniospora, 1011 nucleotides long. Its product is annotated as CMGC protein kinase. The record is from RefSeq and is a predicted model, not a curated record. Gene Ontology annotation, molecular function: ATP binding; protein kinase activity. Bases 1 to 1011 code for a protein of 336 amino acids. Gene Ontology annotation, biological process: protein phosphorylation; regulation of mRNA processing; spliceosomal complex assembly. NCBI's taxonomy places the organism in Eukaryota, Fungi, Ascomycota, Sordariomycetes, Hypocreales, Ophiocordycipitaceae. The transcript has 4 exons.
AUGAGCCAUCUGUCCCAUGGGCAGCAGCAGCAGAGUUCACCCCCCCGUCAAUGGCGUCUGUACCGAACGGGAUUCGAGAUCAUCGACGACACGGUGCUGCUCGAGGAGGAGCAGCUCAGAGAGUUCAAGACUGGGCAGUUCUAUCCCGUUAAUAUCGGCGAAAUAUUUUCGUCCAAGUAUCAGGUGGUGGGGAAGUUGGGAUAUGGCACGACGUCAACUGUAUGGCUCGCAAAGAACUUGCAGGAUGGCAACAACCGGUAUGUUGCGUUGAAGGUAUAUACGCGCGACCACAGCCGCGCCAAGGAAUUCCAAGUCCUCGAAGCCAUCGGGAAGACGAACCCGGCACACCCUGACCACCGCCAUGUGAGAACGGCCCUCGACCUAUUCCAGCUUCACCGGUCUGGCGGAGACCAUUCUUGCCUCGAUCAACGCCCAAUGUGGGAGAUGUGGGAGAGCUGGAAGGACUUGCUGCGAAGAAACGAGAGCGGGCGCUUCACGGAGGAUUUUCUCAAGGCUGGACUCAGACAUCUCUUUAUGGCCCUCGACUACCUGCACUCCGAGUGCAAGCUGGUGCAUACAGGCAAGUGCAUAACGCGGAGACGUAUUGCGUAUACCACCAGCACUAUUGCCUGGUUCGGCGGUCCUGUGCUCAGCGACUUCGGCGCAGCGGUUCGAGGGGACGUGAAGCGAAAUCAGGAUGCACAACCUGCCGUGUAUCGAGCGCCAGAGGUGAUGCUUCAGGCUGAGUGGAGCUAUCCCGUCGACAUUUGGAACGUUGGGGCCAUGAUCUGGGAUAUUUUUCAAGGCCGACACUUAUUCUACGGAAGCGACCCCGAUGAUGGCGAUUACUCGACUCGAGCACACCUGGCAGAGGUGAUUGCGCUACUCGGUCCCCCGCCCCUAGACCUGCUGGACAGAGGCCAGCGGAGUCGAGAGUUCUUUACAGAAGAUGGCAAGUCGUGUCGGAUUGCGCAGUGCUUGCGGCAACGGGCUAACUUUCGUGGCAGGUGA